AUGGCGUGCCCACACGUCGACUCUCUCAACAUUUCGCCACCAACGCCUGCCCAGUCGGUCUACCGCGAGGACUGCACCCAGUGUUUCGACUCUAUCGAUAACACCGACGGUCUCAAUGUCUGCCUCCAGUGCUUCAACGGCGGUUGCGCCGGUGACCGACAGCACGCCGCCCUACACAGCGCCCUACGAUCCCACCCCCUCGUCCUGAACAUCAAGAGGACACGCAAGGCUGUCACUAGGGACGAGCCGCCUCAGAAGAUCACGAAGCUCGCCAUCUCGGCUGAAAAGGAGGAGGACAAGUACGACACUGCCCUGAACGUCAGAUGCCUCGAGUGCAACACCAAUGUCGACACGGCAAACCCAAAGAUUGCUCCUGUCGUCGACGGAAUAAUGAAGUCCAAUACGUUCUCGCGGAAAGAGGAGAUCAAGGCCUGGGAGCAAGAGCUUACCAGCUGCGAGCACAUCCUGCUGAUGCACCAGGACGAACCACGCAAGAUCGCCUCGCAGGACCUGGGUGGCUGCGCGAGGUGUGACCUUAAGGAAAAUCUAUGGCUUUGUCUCCAGUGCGGUGCCCUUGGCUGCGGUCGUGCCCAGUUCGGUGGUGUUGGCGGCCAUUCUCAUGCCCUGGCGCAUUCGAAAGAGUCGGGGCAUGGUGUUGCCGUCAAGCUCGGUUCUAUUAGUGCCGAAGGCACCGCCGACGUAUACUGUUAUGCUUGCGACGAUGAGCGCGUCGACGAGAACUUGGCCACACACCUGGCGAACUGGGGCAUCAACAUUGCCGAGAGACAGAAGACCGAGAAGAGCCUGACGGAGAUGCAAAUCGAGCAGAAUAUGAAGUGGGACUUCACCACGACACAGGACGGCCAGGAGCUGAAGCCCAUGUUCGGUCCUGGCCUGACCGGUCUCAAAAACCUUGGAAACAGCUGCUACCUCGCCAGCAUACUCCAGUGUCUCUUUGACCUGGCACCCUUCCAGAAGCGGUAUUUCGAAGGCAACGACGACCUACCCAUCGUGGAGGAUCCCGCUCAGGACCUCGAGACACAAAUGCGGAAGCUGGCAGAUGGUCUGCUUUCCGGCCGCUAUUCCAAGCCUGAUCCUGAUGCAGCCACUGCGCCUGGCGAGAACCCGGCCGAGGCUCACCAGAGGGGCCUGUCGCCUGCCAUGUUCAAGCAUCUUAUCGGUCGAGGGCACCCGGAGUUCUCUACCAUGCGACAACAAGACGCUUUUGAACUCUUCCAACACCUCUUCAAGUUGAUCACGCGAGCUCCACACCCGUCUCCUGCCGCCGAUCCUACCCGGCCUUUCCGCUUCGUCCUCGAACAGCGUCUGCAAUGUCUCAGUUGCAAGAAGGUUCGAUAUUCGACGACGGAGCAGGAGAACAUCACAAUCAUCCUGCCCGUGGAGAGAGAGCCGCAGAAAGAAGGCGAGGAAGGCCCUGCACCGUGGAAGCCCGUGACACUCACCCAAUGCCUGGACGACUUCACUGUUGACGAGGUAGUGGAGCUGACCUGCUCUUCAUGUGGCUCGAAAGACGGUUAUAACAAGCGAACGCUCUUCAAGACCUUCCCGGAGAUUCUUGCCGUGAAUGCGCGAAGGAUGGCCAUCAUCAACUGGGUCGAGGUGAAAGUUGAUGUUCCCGUGAUCAUUCUUGAUGAGCCUUUCACCCUGGACAAGUACAUUUCCGCUGGUCAACAGCCAGACGAAGAAUCCCUCCCCGAGGAAGAAGCUUCGGCAGCUCCCGCAUUUGUGCCCAACGAGACAGGUCUCGCUCAGCUGGAGGCAAUGGGAUUCCCGCGUGUGCGUUGCGAGAAAGCAUUACACGCAACAGGCAAUAGCGAUGCUAACGCAGCCAUGGAAUGGUUGUUCGCACAUAUGGAAGACCCAGAUAUCGAUGCCCCAUUGGAGCUGGGUGCCUCCGCCAGUGGAGGCGCCGGCGCUGGUCCAACCCCAGAGCAGAUCGAGAUGCUCACUUCCAUGGGUUUCGAUGUACCCAAGGCGAAGAAAGCGCUGAAGGAAACCGGCGGCGACAUGGAACGGGCAGUUGAGUGGCUAUUCAGCCAUCCAGAUGACUCUGGCACGUUGGAUGAGGACGAGGGUGCUGCGGUUGGCGCAAGCUCCGGCUCUGAUGAGCCCUCUGGCAGCGCAUCGCUGCCCGCUGUAUACCAGUUGCAGAGCAUUGUAUGCCACAAGGGCACGAGCAUCCAUGCUGGACACUACGUGGCCUUCAUCCGCAAGCAGCUGGACAAGCCCUCCUGGGUUCUAUUCAAUGACGAGAAGGUCGUCCAGGCUGUCGAUAUCGAAGAGAUGCGCAAGUUUGGGUACGCCUACUUCUUUAAGCGUGUGCAGAAUUGA
Messenger RNA from Diaporthe batatas, 2352 nucleotides. Its product is annotated as ubiquitin-specific protease UBP14. Bases 1 to 2352 code for a protein of 783 amino acids. Gene Ontology annotation, molecular function: zinc ion binding; protein binding; cysteine-type deubiquitinase activity. The record is from RefSeq and is a predicted model, not a curated record. Gene Ontology annotation, biological process: protein deubiquitination. The transcript is spliced from 4 exons. Lineage: Eukaryota; Fungi; Ascomycota; Sordariomycetes; Diaporthales; Diaporthaceae.